Messenger RNA from Guyanagaster necrorhizus, 807 nucleotides. RefSeq lists its product as uncharacterized. Lineage: Eukaryota; Fungi; Basidiomycota; Agaricomycetes; Agaricales; Physalacriaceae. The coding region runs from base 1 to 807 and encodes 268 amino acids. The record is from RefSeq and is a predicted model, not a curated record. The transcript has 2 exons.
AUGGCUGGACAGGCCCCCCACAUCCUCUACACAAAGGCACUCAUCCACAAAGGCCAUAGUUAUCUGUUUUGGUAUUCAGAGCCAGACUGUAGCACACCUGAUGAGUUCAUAAGAGCAGGAAUACAACCUGGGGAUAUAGAGAUUCACAAUGAUUCAGAGAGCUUCAACUUUCUCUUCAACAUCUUCAAAAAUGCUGAACAUCCAAUCAAUUGUGGUCAUAUGCCUCCUGACUUCAUACCUCUCAAUCCAUCAUCUAUACAACAUUGCACAGGGUUCUAUGCAACUGUUAUUGCAAGUGAACAUGCAUCCUACUCAAAGAUUUCUGCAGGUGUUUCUGCUGAUGCUUUGUCAAGGUCUGUGGAUGACAGGGUAUCUGCAGCAGUCCUGUGUCUUCCUAAUUUGGCAAUAAGCUAUGAUAUUCUCAACAAAGGCACAAUGAAAGUAUAUGCUGAAAAACAUGCAGUAUCUUGGUACAAUUACAUCAAUGAUCCAGAUUCAUUGGAUCAAAAAGCCCUGCAGGGUUCUUUGUAUGUCAUCACUGGAUCUGACAAAAUGACUACCUGGGGAGCUGCAGUUAUUGGAAGGGUGGCCAGCAGUUUAAAUCAUUCUCUUACAUGUGCUACAGCAUGCAUUGGUGGAUUAAAUGGUACAGAUCCACAUGCAUGGACCACUAGUUCUGGAUUUGAUACAUGCCUAUAUCCAUUUUCUCAUAUUGCUUAUCCUUACCCAAAACAUCUUGAGAACCAGUGUAUCUUUGCAUGUGGUGACACCAUAUCAGUUUCUGAAGUCCUGCUCAAAUCAUGCUAG